This is a messenger RNA of Maudiozyma saulgeensis, 2526 nucleotides long. The record is from the annotation of a GenBank genome assembly. NCBI's taxonomy places the organism in Eukaryota, Fungi, Ascomycota, Saccharomycetes, Saccharomycetales, Saccharomycetaceae.
AUGGGUAGAACACAAAAAAAGAACUCUAAAGGUCGUUUGGAUAGGUACUAUUACCUUGCCAAAGAAAAAGGUUAUCGUGCUCGUUCUUCUUUCAAAGUUAUUCAAAUCAAUGAGAAAUUUGGCCAUUUCCUAGAGAAGUCUAAGGUUGUUAUCGAUUUAUGUGCUGCACCAGGUUCCUGGUGUCAAGUUGCAUCGAAGUUAUGUCCGGUGAACUCCCUGAUCAUUGGUGUUGAUAUUGUGCCAAUGAAACCAAUGCCUAACGUUAUAACAUUCCAAAGUGAUAUUACAACUGAAGAUUGUAGAUCCCGUUUAAGAGGUUACAUGAAAACAUGGAAAGCAGACACAGUUCUUCAUGAUGGUGCCCCAAAUGUUGGUUUAGGGUGGGUACAAGAUGCUUUCACUCAAUCUCAACUGACUUUACAAGCAUUGAAACUUGCUGUAGAGAACCUGGUUGUUAACGGUACUUUUGUUACUAAGAUUUUCAGAUCUAAGGAUUAUAAUAAAUUGAUUUGGGUUUUCCAACAAUUGUUCGAAAAGGUUGAAGCUACAAAGCCACCAGCAUCCAGAAAUGUCUCUGCAGAAAUUUUCGUUGUUUGUAAAGGUUUCAAAGCCCCAAAGAAGUUAGAUCCACGUCUGCUUGAUCCAAAGGAAGUUUUUGAAGAACUUCCAGAUGGUCCACAGAACAUGGAAGCCAAAGUGUAUAACCCUGAGAAGAAAGUCAGAAAGAGACAAGGUUAUGACGAAGGUGAUAACCUUCUGUACAAUACUGCCCCAAUUAUGGAAUUCAUUGAGACUGAGGAUCCAAUUACAAUGUUAGGUAAAUUAAAUAAAUUUGACGUAGAUCCAGAAAACAAUGAAUGGAAGAUUGUUAACAAGAUGAAGCAAACUAACAAAGAACUUCUAGCCUGUAUCGAAGAUUUAAAGGUGUUAGGUAGAAAAGAUUUCAAGAUGAUUUUGAGAUGGAGAAAAAAUGCUAGGGAUUUAUUAGGACUUGAUAAAGAUGAAGAUAACGAUGCCGUUGAUGUAAACCCAUUGACAGAAGAAGAACAAAUUGAUAAGGAAUUAAGCAACUUACAAGAGAAGCAACGUCUAUCUAAGAAGCGUGAAAAGAGAAAGAAGAAUGAAACAAAACAGAAGGAAAUUACAAGAAUGCAAAUGAAUAUGUUAACCCCAGAUGAUAUUGGUAUCGAAGCUGCUAACUUAGGAAGAGAAUCGCUUUUCAAUUUAAAGACUGCCGAAAAGACAGGUAUCCUAGACAAACUGGCUAAAGGUAAGAAAAGAAUGCUUUUCAACGAUGAAGAAUUAGCACAAGAUAAUGACAUUCACAUUGAUGAAAAAAUUGUUAGAGAACGUGAUAUAUACAAGGAUACCGAUGAUUUAGAGGCUGAAAUGGACUCCAUGUAUGAUAACUUUAAACAAAGAAAAUCUGAGAGGGAUGCUAAAUUCAGAGCCAGACAAGCCCGUGGUGGUGACAACGAAGAAGAGUGGACUGGUUUUAAUGAUAAAAAAGCAGACGAAGGAGAAAAUGAAGAAAGUGAUUAUGAAAUGGAAGAUACUGGAUCUGAACUAUCUGAUUCUGACGAUGAUGAGGCUAUUACUCAAUUAAUAAGUAAAAUAAAGACUCAAACAUCUCAAUCUAAAUUGAGUAAUAAGGCAUCCAGAUUCUUUAGUAACCCAAUUUUCGAUAACAUUGUCGCCGAUCUACCUAAUAAACUAAAUGCCAAUGGUGUAGACUCCGAAUCUGUUGGUGAUAUUAGUAAACUGAAACCAAAGUCAAAGGCAAAUGCUGCUGCUGAACAAAUAGAUCAGCAAGAAGUUGAUAGUAGUGAUGCUAGUGAUAGUGAAGAUUCAGAUUUUGAAAUUGUGGCAAAUAAAGAUUCUAAGCUUGAAGAUCUUGAUUCUGAUUACGAUUCUGAAGAGGAAGCAAAGAGAACAAAUGAAGAGAAACACAAAAAGGAAUUAGAUAUUGCGACAGUUGAGGCAAUGACUUUGGCACAUCAACUUGCGACCGGUCAAAAAACUAAGAGUGAUUUGGUUAAUGAAGGUUUCAAUAGAUAUACCUUUAGGGACACCGACAACCUACCGGCAUGGUUCGUAGAAGAAGAAGCUCAACAUUCGAAGAUUAACAGACCUAUCACGAAAGAGGCUGCUAUGGCUAUUAAAGAAAAGAUGAGAGCUUUGAAUGCCCGUCCUAUCAAAAAAGUUGCAGAGGCUAAAGCUAGAAAGAAGAUGCGUGCUGUUGCUCGUCUAGAAAAGAUCAAGAGGAAAGCAGGGUUAAUUAAUGAUGAUAGUGACAAAUCAGAAAGAGAUAAGGCUGAAGAAAUUUCUAGAUUAAUGAAGAAGGUUACUAAAAAACAAAGAACAAAGCCACAGGUUACUUUGGUCUAUGCAUCUGGUAGUAACAGAGGUCUAUCUGGUAGACCAAAGGGUGUGAAGGGUAAAUAUAAGAUGGUUGAUGGUGUUCUAAAGAAUGAACAAAGAGCAUUAAAGCGUAUUGCCAAAAAACAUCACAAAAAGAAGAAAUAA